Schistocerca cancellata (South American locust) is the source of this 1056-nucleotide messenger RNA. RefSeq lists its product as uncharacterized. Lineage: Eukaryota; Metazoa; Arthropoda; Insecta; Orthoptera; Acrididae. Gene Ontology annotation, molecular function: odorant binding; olfactory receptor activity. The record is from RefSeq and is a predicted model, not a curated record. Gene Ontology annotation, biological process: sensory perception of smell; detection of chemical stimulus involved in sensory perception of smell. The coding region runs from base 1 to 1056 and encodes 351 amino acids. Gene Ontology annotation, cellular component: plasma membrane. The transcript has 3 exons.
AUGGACUGGGAUCCACAGAGAUCACAGCCGCUGACAUGGCAGUACACUGCUAGCUCCGUUCUCAAAUACAACGUGCGUUUUCUGAAUAUAUCUGGUCUGUGGCCACUGCAAGGCUUGCAACUAUUUCGCAUCUUUAUUGCCACCAUAGUCACACUGUGCAUGGGUCACAUUGCCGAAGCCGGCAUCAACCUUUGCACACUGCGAGGGGAGCUGGAAGACUACACACUGGCGCUGUCCAACGUGUCGGUGAUAAUCGUCGGCGUGCUCAAGGUGGCGAUCUUCCUCCGUAACGAGGGCAGUUUCUGUUUCCUGGUGCGCUGGUUGGACGCGCUGGUGGAGCGCCAGCCAGAGUACGUGCGGGACCAGCCGUCGCGCGAGGCAAUCUUCAGGAAAGCUCGGCAACGCGCCAGUCGUAUCUCCAAAGGUCUGGACGCGUACAACCUGUCCCUGCUCAGCCUGUGGACCGUUGCACCACUGAUCGCUUCCUCUGGCGACAAGAGGCUGCCCUUCCAGCAGCUGCCCAUGGCGAAUACGACAACCUUCCCACUGUACGAACUGUCCUACGCCUUACAGGGCAGCUCUGUGAUAAUCAUUUGUUUAAUCAACGUGCAUUUGGACUGCUUCUUUACAGCAGUUAUGAUACUCAUCGGAGCUCAGUUGAAACUAGUGGCCUCGCGAAUCGCUGAUUUGCAUCCGCGAAACGUAGCAAUGAAGAAUGAUUCGAUGAUUGAUGACACCUACAAGGAUUUAUGUCUCUGUAUCCAGACUCACCAGGAUAUCACAAGGUUCAUUAAACACCUAGAAAUGGUGAUGAAUCCCAUCGCACUGCUGCAACUGGCUCUCGGGGUGUUCAACGGCUGUAUGCUCAUUUUCCCGGCAGCGUAUGUAAGUAAAUUUGUGUUAGAAUUGUAUGCGAGUUUACCACUUAACCUGACACUAACAGCCUUUCCUCCUUCAAAGUCUGUACAGACCGGUAUCAGGCUCAACCUGAAAGCUGUUAGACUAGCAGACCUGAUGGCGUUUACUGCUCCAACAUACAAAUAUAAUAUAGCAUAG